AAGCCAUAUACAGUACCAGGUUGCAUGGAUCUGCCAUGAGAAAGUGACUGAACCAUGUCUGCAAAGAGGUAGUCUGUGGGAGCCGAACAUUGAAGGGAUGAGCCUGGGUGACAGUUCUGUUAGGGUGAGCUUUGACCCAGCCCUGGAGCCAGCCAGUUACGGCAUCUAUGUGACCAGUUUUCAAAAUGAAACGGAAUGCAAGACAGGCGCAAAAGAGAUCGUAGAGGAAGGGCUCCAGCAGCGACUGAACGUCACAGUUGAAAUCGAGAAAAAUUUGAAGACUUGUUGCUCAUACAAAGUUCAGAUCCAGCCAUUCUUUGCAGCUUGUGGCACAGAUUGUUGGAGGCACUCUGCUUCCAUCCCAUGUCCCCCAUCUUUUUUCCUGCCUACGAUGAGCAUUGCCAGAGAGAAUGGAACUGAUUCUUCCGUAUGGAUAUCCUGGUGCAGCACUCUCGUCUGCUUUUUAGUAGUCGGGGGUAUUGUUGCUUGGGUUUUUUGUCAUGCUCGAAAAUAUGAAGGACCACGUUCUGGAACAAGUAAUAACGACGGUGCACACCAUGGUCUGCUGGACAUUCCGCAGCCUCCCCAGCAACUGAAGCCCAGAAAAGUUUGGGUUGUGUAUUCUGCUGAUCACAAGCUGUAUGUCGAUGUCGUGAUGAAGUUUGCUCAGUUCAUGCGCACAGUCUGUGGAACUGAGGUGGUCUUGGAUCGGCUGCAGGAGAAUGAGAUUUCCAAGGUGGGAGCCAUGUGCUGGCUCACCCGGCAAAAGCAAGAAAUGGAAGCUCACUCGUCCAAGAUCAUCAUCUUGUGUUCUCGAGGGACUCGUGCCAAGUGGCAGGCCAUGCUUGGGCACAAGGAAAGCUCCGUCUCUCUCAGGGAAGACAACCUGCUGCCAAGUGGGGACUUGUUCAUCCCUGCUUUGAAUCUGAUCCUGCCAGAUUUCAAGCAGCCAGCUUGCUUUGGCACGUACCUGGUCUGCUAUUUUGAGGGCAUAAGUAACGAAAAGGACAUUCCAGACCCAUUCAAUGUCACCUCUAAGUACCAGCUGAUGGACAAGUUUGAAGAAGUUUACUUCCUGAUUCAGGAUCUUGAGAAGUUUGAGCCAGGGCGAGUUCAUAAGAUUCUGGAGAUCUCUGCUGGAAAGUAUAGUGAAAGCCCAAGUGGCAGGAAGCUGAAAGAAGCCGUGCAGAAGUUCAAGGAAUGGCAGACUGAGCACCCUAAUUGGUUUGAAAGAGAAAAUGUUGGUUGUGAUGGAGAAGGUGAUCUGCAGUCUCUGAAUGGGGAGCUCUGUGAGGAUGUAACACUGGAUGAGGGGGGGAUUUGGAAGCAGCAGCUACUUCCACGGGAGCCUGAUCCUGACAGCUGUUGCAUGGUCGACCUCUGUAUCAAUGAGGAGGAGCAUGGAAUCUGUAAACUGCUACCGCGGCUCCCUCCACAAGAGGAUCCGGCAUUCCAAACCUUGAUCAUUCCUGCAGAUGAUGAGAUUUCUGCAGUCCAGGUAGUAGAGCCAGUUGCUGUUGCAGAAGAGAGAGAGAUAUUCAGCCAUCAGCUAUUGACCAAUGGAGACUGGCUUGAAGGAGGAGACCCAGUUCGGGAGACAAGCAUGCUAAAGAGGAACAGCAUUCUCCUUCAGGAAGAACUGUCCUCAAAUGCUCAGCCCCUACCGGCUGAUAUGAGGCAACAGUUGGAGGGACUGAUGCUUUCUCUCUAUCACCAAAGCCUUGCCUUUUCAGAACCUCCCAUCUGCCAGGAGGUUAUUAAUGAACACCAGCAGCCUCUAGUUUUUGAGGAGAUGUGCAAAGAUCAGAGAGAGUCGAUGCAAUCGGACCAAGGUUACAUUUCCAGAUGUUCUCCUUUGCCUUCGGAUGGCCCUGUUGAGGAGGAGGAGGAAGAGGAAGAGGAAAAAUAUCAGGAAAGCCACAGAGAUGCUGAGCAUCUUUCCCCAAACAUCAUGGACAGUCUAAAGAGUCUGCAGCAGCAGCUGUUUUUCCAGGACAUUCAGCAGAACUCCAACUGGAAUUGCAAGGGAGGGAGAACAGAGGGUGUUCUCUAGAGGCUGCUGACCCAGCUUUGUGUUGGUGGCUGUAGGUUGAGCGCGCAAACAUUUCUCAGGUUCUGCACUCAGGCAAGUUUGGGUGUUUUUCAGCACCCAUUUUUAUGAUGAAGGCUUAUGGACAGAUCUGAUGUCUGAAGUCUUAUGGACAGCUCUGACGUCAGGCAACAGAGCUGACCUAAUCUAUGCAUCUUGCUAGCAGUAUCUUCCACAACAUCCUGUCCUCCAUCCAUCAAUCUCUAAAUAGAGGAGCAUGUUAAAUAUUUAUUAUAGUCAUUACGCAGAUUGACCCUGCCCACUGCCACUUGGGAACACAAGAACAUUCAGUGGGUCAGAAGGUUUAGCCCAGCAGGGUAGCCCUGUUUGGUAACCUUCUGUGGCAACUGGCUUGUUACUGCGGGAAACAGGAUGCCGAAUUAGAUGGGCCUCAGGCCUGAUUCUGCACUGGGCUGUUUUUAUGUUCCUUCUGAAUUCAAAAUGCAAGAAUUGGGGGUUUUCAGGCAUAAUCCAUUUAGUAACAAAUGUACUGAUAAAAAUUAUUGUAAGACAAAACAUCAAGACAGACGUUGGGUGUUGUUCCCCAGCAGCACUGUUCUUUGGGCUAUUUCAGCUUAAGGUUAAUAAGGUAAAAUACUCCUGUAUUGAUCUCAAUUAUUCAAUUUAAUUAUAAAUACUGCAGUAAUUAAUUUACUUUUCUAUGGCCAGCUAGUCCAGCAAUGUUGCCUGAGUUAUGGAUUUUCCAGUAAAUGAAUUGGCAGACUCUAUACUGCAGCUGUAGUUCAAGGAUAAUUCACAUCACUUAAGCAGCCUUCUAAAAGUACCUGUUUUUUUGGUAAUGAGGUUCCUCUUUGUUCAUUGUGUAAUAUGUGCUGUGCACCAGGGAUGCUGAUUUGGCUGAGGCAGAUGGUAGGAAACAGUUGAAUGGUAUAAGGAGAAGAAGAGAUUAAAGAAAGGUCCCAGCCCCUUAGCUAGUCUUUCAACCACAAUGCACUAUCAAAUCGCAGCUGGCUUAACGCAACCCGCUGGGAUUUUCAA
This is a messenger RNA of Sphaerodactylus townsendi, 3088 nucleotides long. Its product is annotated as interleukin-17 receptor A-like. The record is from RefSeq and is a predicted model, not a curated record. Bases 98 to 2053 code for a protein of 651 amino acids. NCBI's taxonomy places the organism in Eukaryota, Metazoa, Chordata, Lepidosauria, Squamata, Sphaerodactylidae. The transcript has 8 exons. Gene Ontology annotation, molecular function: interleukin-17 receptor activity.